AUGUCAUACAGCCAAGCAUGGGGUUAUAUAUGUUUGGAAAGCACAUCACCUUUAGUUUUUAUUAACGGCACUCUUACAGCUCUUGGUGAAGUAGUGCAACUGGUUUUGCAUCCCUACCUACAAACCAUUCCAAAGGCGAUUUUUCUACACGAUAACGUUCUUACACCAGGUUGUCAAGUAGUGCGCAACCCCUUAGCGCAAUGUCAAUUUAGCGGGUCGACGCUGUCAGUCAACGGCGAGUUGCAGCAGCAGGCCGCGGCGCUUGCGCGAAGUCGACAGCCAUCGAUGGGUAUCGACACCGAUAUGGUGAGCGAGUUCGAUCCCAGCAGUUCCGAUUCGGGUGUGGUUGCGCAGUGCGCAGCUAUUAAGCCCUUGAAGCUCAGAUUGUGCAAACCGAUCUUCGGGAGAAACAAACAUCCCACGCCACGAAGCAGGAACGAAGAGAAGCCUCCCAAAUCGCCGACUAGUGAACAAGUCUUAGUAGAGUACGUAGUACCGCGAGUGAAUAAACCUAAGGACCCCGAGCGGGAAAAAAGGCGUUUGGCGAGGCAGAAAGAAAAGAGAGCAACUCUCAUUUUAGGACUUAUUAUGGGUUCGUUUAUAGCAAGUUGGCUGCCGUUCUUCUUUAUGUAUAUACUAAGGUUGGCCUACGAUAUUCCUCCAAUCUGUUUUUCUACAGCAUUUUGGUUAGGUUACAUGAAUUCGGCACUGAAUCCCGUUAUUUAUACCAUUUUUAAUAAGGAUUUCCGAAGAGCAUUCAGAAGGAUAUUAUUUAAGUGAUGUAUGUCCUAUGUGUGCUGCUACAAGUGCGUUGGUAACAGGAUCCGCACUGCACAGUUUCGCAGCGCACCUAGCGCCUUAUAUCGACAUUAACAUUAUUCGACAAUCCUUAUCCAAAUCUUAUCCUAGGAAACUAUACUUAGUUUCGGUUAUAAUGUUUUGUAUGAGUUUGAUGAAACCUUUGGUAGAACAUGAACUGCGGAGUAUCCAGUAUUUAAAUUAUUUUGAAUCAACUUUUUUUGAUACAGCAACUCCCUAACAAAAUACUGCACACACAAAACUAUUGUUACAGCUAUUCAGUAAUAUUUUCUAAUCUUUUAGUUUAUUUGUCUAGUGUACUUAUCAGUGAUAAGUAUAAUAGAUAAAUAAUAAAUAAUUUUUAUUCUUAAAAUUAACGUAAUUGAUAAGUUACUGUUAAUUUUCAUUCAAGAAGGGAUGUCAAAGUAAAUAAGUAUAAAAAUUUGAGACAGGUUGUAUAUUAGUGCACCCAGUAUCUUGACAUGUAACACCGUUGCCAUAUCCUCAAUUUUUUCAUAUUAUCAAAUUACAUGCAUUUAAAAAAUAUGUAGUUUUGAAACACCAAUAAAGUUUUUUAUCUUGUUAAUAAAUUGAAAAAUAGUUUUGAAU
Molecule: messenger RNA, 1407 nt
Organism: Diabrotica virgifera virgifera (western corn rootworm)
Lineage: Eukaryota; Metazoa; Arthropoda; Insecta; Coleoptera; Chrysomelidae
Product: alpha-2B adrenergic receptor-like
Exons: 3
Coding region: 1-780 (259 amino acids)
Biological process (GO): adenylate cyclase-activating adrenergic receptor signaling pathway
Cellular component (GO): membrane
Molecular function (GO): G protein-coupled amine receptor activity
Source: RefSeq, a predicted model, not a curated record